AUGGCCGGCCAGUUUUACACAGCCGAGAUGAAUACAAACUUCGAUCUCGUCCACUGUUAUCGAAUUUUGGCAAAGCAACCAAGGUGGCAAGUAUACCUACCCGGGUACAGCAGCACAAAGACCCAAAGGCCCAAAGUUAAAAAGGCAGCUGCUAUUGUUAUUGACGACGAUGAAAGACCAUCAGUACUUCCAACUCGUGCAACUAAAAGAAAUAAUACCGAAAAUCAAGGAUCCCUGAAAAGAAAACACGAAGAUGUUAUAGAAAUCUUGAGUUCGGACGAAGAGAGAACCAUCAGAAAUAAGAGCAAGAGUACCGAGUCUGGGGAACAGUCUAUUGAGGGUACCCAAAAAAAGCUUUUGGUAAAAUUGCAUUUUGACUCUAAAGAGAAUAUUGAAGAACACCAUUAUGCCACAUCAAAAACACGCUCCAUGUCCCUUUCUAUUAUCAUUAUGAUGUUGUUUGGAAAUUACGAACCACGUUUUUGA
This is a messenger RNA of Phycomyces blakesleeanus NRRL 1555(-), 486 nucleotides long. RefSeq lists its product as hypothetical. The transcript has 3 exons. Bases 1 to 486 code for a protein of 161 amino acids. NCBI's taxonomy places the organism in Eukaryota, Fungi, Mucoromycota, Mucoromycetes, Mucorales, Phycomycetaceae. The record is from RefSeq and is a predicted model, not a curated record.